Molecule: messenger RNA, 2220 nt
Organism: Peronospora matthiolae
Lineage: Eukaryota; Oomycota; Peronosporomycetes; Peronosporales; Peronosporaceae
Source: the annotation of a GenBank genome assembly
AUGAAGACGAACGUUGCGUGUGACGUAUGCGCAACGUCAAAGCAAGUGCGCAAGUCAUUUAAGACAAGUAAAGAAGACGCUGAAACCAGGGAGAGUUCGCGUUCCGACGUGGUGGUGUGCUCCGACGUUCUCGGACCUAUCAAGCCAGCGUCCAAGUCUGGUUUCAGUUACGCCGUAACCUUCAUCAUGAUGAAGAGCAGGUAUGUAACGGUCUAUCCGUUGCGAAGGAAGAGCGACGUUGCGAGUGCGUUCAAGCGGUUUUACCAAGAUAUCAAGAGAACAUCUGGAACGAAGAUAAAGGUGCUGCGAAGUGACUACGGCGGCGAAUACCGGAACGCAACGAUGAACAACUUUUGCAAGGCAAAGUUCAUCAAGCAAGAAUUUACGGUUCCGUACAACCCAGAGCAGAACGGGAUGGCGGAGCGGAUGAACCGCACGCUGGUGGAGAUGACGCGCUGCAUGCUCAAGGAAAGCGGCCUCGACAAGUCGUACUGGUGCGAGGCACUGAUGACAGCGGCAGACAUCAGAAACAUUCUGCCGAACGCGUCGAACAAGAACUCAAGCCCACACGAGAUGGUGUUCAAGAAGGCUCCGCGCAUCGAUCACAUGCGCGUGUUUGGUGCGCAAUGCUAUGCGCAUGUGGCGAAGGAGAAGAGGAAGAAGCUGGACGACUCAGGCGUGCGUUGCUUCUUUCUCGGCUAUGCGAAGGACCAAAAGGCGUAUCGGCUUCUUAACGCGGACGAUGGCUCGAUCGUGAUUUCAAGAAGCGUCACGUUCGCUGAGCAUUCUGUCUCGAAAUCAUCGAAAAGCAGAGACACGCGGGUCUUCGAUGUCAUUGAAGAAGAGGAAAGUGUGGAGGCGUCGCUAACCGAUGAUGAAGACAUACCAGCGCCGGUGACCGAAGAAGAGCUGCGCACCCCACCACUUCGAGCGCAGAACAGCUCUCAUCACGGACCAAGUGUUCGACCAAGCGACACCAUUCCUACGCGCGCAUCCAGCACACCCGGAAGAAAUGGAGAAGAAGAGUGGAUGGUGCGACCGGUUCGAAAGAAACGCGGCGUGGUUCGCUACGAACAAGAAUUUCCAAGCCAUCGUCGCGGUCACUUCAAUUUGGACGACUACGAAGGUGACUUCGACUCUUUCUACUGUUUCUCGGCUGAAGAAGAUGGGGAACAAGCGUCCAGCUAUCGAGAAGUGAUGAAGAGCGGCUACAAGGAGCAGUGGCUCCAGGCAAUGAAGAGUGAGAUGAAGUCGCUUGAAGAACACAGCACAUGGAAGCUAAUGGACAUGCCACCGGGCAAGAAGGCCGUUGGCUGCAAGUGGGUCUUCAAGAUUAAACGCGAUCCAAGUGGCGAGAUCAUCAAGUUCAAGGCACGCUUGGUUGCGAAAGGGUUCACGCAGCGUCCUGGCAUCGACUACAACGAGACCUUCGCACCAGUGGCGCGCAAGGAAUCUAUCAACACAGUGUUGGCGAUCGCUGCAGCCGAAGACCUGGAAGCAGAAAACGUUGAUGUCGACACAGCGUUUCUCUACGGCGAAGUGGAGGAGGAGAUCUACAUGGACCAACCUGACGGUUUUGAAGAUGAAGGAAGCCCGAAUAAGAAGUGUUUGCUGCAGAAGGCGCUAUACGGGACGAAGCAAGCGGCGCGGCAGUGGAACAACAAGUUGAGUCAGCACUUGGUUGAUCAAGGAUUCAAGAGCAGUACAGCGGACCCGUGUGUGUUCGUUCGAGUGACAAGAGAGGAGCACAGCAUCAUCGUGAUCUACGUGGACGACUUGAUGAUUUUCUGCAAGACGAAGGAGCACAUCGCAAGUAUCAAGAACUCAUUGAUGGAAGAUUUCAGCAUUAAAGAUCUUGGAGAUCUUAAGUACUGCCUCGGGAUCGAGAUUCAUCGCAAGCGCGAAGAUGGAACGAUCAAGAUGAACCAGAAGGCGUACAUCAAGCGACUUUCGGAGAAGUUCGGCGUUGAAAACUGCAAGGACGUGCACACGCCGGCGGACAGUAACUCGAAGCUGAUCAAGAUGGGUCAAGAGGAAGCGUUAGUACCAAAGUACCUAUACCGUGAGCUGGUGGGCGCUUUAAUGUACAUCGCCACAUGUACACGACCGGACAUUGCGCAUGCGGUUGACGAAGUUGCGAAGUUUUGCGAGCGCUACGACAAGUCGCAUUGGACAGCAGCAAAGCGGAUUCUCAAGUAUCCCAAGACUGUUAGCGAGUGA